UUAUUGAUUUUGUCAUCCAUCUCUGGUUUUUCUUAAUCCUCGAAUUGACUACUCUUUCUUGUGUUGUUUUCAUUCUUUCAAAAAUGAUUAAGCUUUCUUGUUUUCGGUGGUUCAUUUGCAGCGCGCUCACACGCGCGCGCGCACGAACUCUGUGGCCUCUCUCUCUCUCGUGAGCGAGCAAUUAAUGCGGAGCAGUUAUUUCUAGGUAGCUCGAUUGGGUUUCGAUUGUUUUUAUUGUUUUUGAGUUUCUGCAUUUUGGAGUGGAAUGGGGGGCUGAGAAUUUUGUUGUAAUCUGAGGGAAUUAUUGGUUAUGGGGUGCGUUCUUGGGAAGAGAGCCACCGCCGGGGAGAGAGAAGCCCGCCGGAGAGGGAAAAAAGACGCUCGCCGGAAGGAAAAAAAUGGCGAGCGGGAGGUUGUGCAGCAUCCCGCCGCUGCUGUGCAGGACAACGCUGUCGUGGAGAAGAAGAUCGAAGAAGUUCCUGCGGCGGCCGCGCCGGUGACGCUGCUGGAGUUCCGGCUGAAGAGGGGAAUCUCCAGCUGCGAGGGAUGGCCGUCGUGGCUACACGACGUCGCCGGGGACGCCAUCAAAGACUGGAAGCCUCGCCGUGCGAACUCCUUCGAGAAACUGGAUAAGAUUGGGCAAGGGACGUAUAGCAAUGUGUAUAAAGCUAGGGAUUUGAUAACUGGGAAGGUAGUAGCUCUGAAGAAAGUGAGGUUUGAUAAUUUAGAGCCGGAGACUGUAAGAUUCAUGGCAAGAGAAAUACUGGUUCUGAGGAGGCUGGAUCAUCCCAAUGUGAUUAAACUUGAAGGUCUGGUUAUUUCCCGAAUGUCUAGCAGUCUCUACCUUGUUUUUGAGUAUAUGGAGCAUGACCUCGCCGGUCUUAUCGCCAUUCAAACGGUCAAGUUCACAGAACCUCAGGUCAAAUGCUACAUGAAACAAUUGCUUUCCGGUCUAGAGCACUGCCACAACAAUGGCGUCCUACACCGUGAUAUUAAGUGUUCUAAUUUGCUUGUCGACAAUGAUGGGAACUUAAGAAUAGCUGACUUUGGUCUAGCUUCUUUCUUCGACCCAGAAUGCAAGAAACCAAUGACAAGCCGUGUGAUCACCCUUUGGUACCGUCCCCCUGAACUUCUGCUUGGAGCCAAUUAUUAUGAUGCAGGGGUUGAUUUGUGGAGCGCUGGCUGUAUUCUGGCAGAAUUGUUUGCCGGGAGGCCAAUAUUGCGCGGUCGAACAGAGGUUGAACAGCUGCACAAGAUAUUCAAACUCUGUGGUUCGCCAUCGGAGGAAUACUGGAAGAAAUCGCGAUUACCAAAUGCAACUCUAUAUAAACCUCAGCAACCUUAUAAAUGCUGUAUAGCAGAAGCCUUCAGAGAUUUUCCACCAACUGCUGUUUCCCUAUUAGAAACUCUCCUAGCCGUUGAUGCCGAUGCACGCGGCACUGCUGCCGCUGCCUUGAGUAGUGAGUUUUUUACAACUGAGCCAUUUGCUUGUGAGCCAUCGAGCUUACCAAAGUUCCCCCCAAGUAAGGAAAUGGACAUAAAACUGAGAGAUGAAGCAGGCAGAAGGCAACAAGGAAUUGCCACAAAACCUCAGAUCUUAGCUGGCAAUGGCAAUGGCACUAGACGAAUGAGGUCUCGCGAAAGGGUUGGUCAUGCAGUUCCUGCUCCAGAAGCUAAUGCAGAGCUUCAAAUCAACUUAGAUAGGCUAAGAAUGAUGUCUGAUGCUAAAAUCAGAAGCAAAAGCGACAAAUUCCCACCACCACAUCAAGAUGCAGCUGUUGGCCAUCCUCUCGAUCCAUCUCAAGGCCCCGUGUCAUUUGGCGCCCCCGGCGCUUCAUUCACUUCCUCAAUCUUUGAUCCAAAGUCUUCAAGAUCUUUAAGGUUGACUACCUCAAAAAGUGGAGCUUCAAGGAGGAAACUCAAAGAAGAACCUCAAAGGGCUCCUUCCCGGAGCUUCAUCAAUGCUCUGUAUCCAUCUUCUGUUGGCUGGGACUUUAGGUUUGGCCGAAGAAGAGCAGUUUCAGAAAAUUUCGGGGAAAGAAGGUAGAGGUCAGUGUAGACAGAUUUUACAAGUUACCGAUUUUUGCUGCAAACAGCUCAUAAUCAAGUGCAUUCAAUCUACGUUGUGUAUUGUGUAUAAUCAAGAACAUAGCAAUUUUUUGUUAUCUUUCAAAAAAUAGAAGACAUGGUUUAUAGAUA
Molecule: messenger RNA, 2199 nt
Organism: Andrographis paniculata
Lineage: Eukaryota; Viridiplantae; Streptophyta; Magnoliopsida; Lamiales; Acanthaceae
Product: probable serine/threonine-protein kinase At1g54610
Exons: 7
Coding region: 311-2047 (578 amino acids)
Biological process (GO): protein phosphorylation; positive regulation of transcription elongation by RNA polymerase II
Cellular component (GO): nucleus; cyclin-dependent protein kinase holoenzyme complex
Molecular function (GO): RNA polymerase II CTD heptapeptide repeat kinase activity; cyclin-dependent protein serine/threonine kinase activity; ATP binding
Source: RefSeq, a predicted model, not a curated record